UAGGAUUGUCAUUCCGAUUGACAUAAGUGAAGUUAGAAGUAAAAUAUUGUUUAUAAUGUACCUAAAUUUUCUGACGCUCUCUACAGAAUGAGAAAGUGAAAUGCUCCCGAAAAACAAAACAUGGACGUUAUAAGUGAUAUCAUGGGCCCGUUGAAGCCAGUGUUUGAUGCCUGUGACCAAAAUGGGGACGGUUUUGUGAAAACUAAAGAUCUUGUGCUUUUGCUAAAGAAUCAUACCGGUAGUGAAGAGGACAUGACUAGCAUGACUAGAUUUCUGGACCCAUAUGAUAAAGGCUCAAUAUCAUUCAGUCACUUUUGCAAAGGAGUCAAAGAGUUUAUGGCUGCCCAAGGUGUGCAAGAGGAUGUUCCCACAGAUAAUAAUAAUUCGACUAUUGGUAAUUUAGAUGAAAAGGAAGAAUUCCUUUUAAACGAUCAAAAUGGUUAUCUUACUGAUGACAGUAUGGCUGAUGAAAACACCAAUCCCUUUCAACGAAAUCUAUUGUAUUCCACCUACCCACCAAUAGGCAACUUAAAGAAAGAGAUCCUCCAUUAUCUCCACAAAUUGUUGAAAGUGACUACAAUUGGAUCAUAGCGAGUACAGUGAUGUGAGUACCGGCAAGUUACAAGCACACCCAAAAUGAAGAGGAAAUUUGGAAGUAUGAGGAAUAGAUUAGUGUCACCUUCACUGACUAAUGGCACAAGACCGUAUAGAAGUUAUGAAGAUCUUGAGAAUGCUGUGUCUGAUAAUGAUCAAAAUUUGACAAAGCUAUCUGAAAAGCUGUCCUGUCUUACAAUAGAAAUGUCCAACUUACAAGAAGAGAAUUUAAUCAAUCUAAAUAAGCACAACAAGAUGAAGGAGGAAAAUAAAAAAUUAACCGAAAGAGUCAACGCCCUUGACGAGCUACUCGAACAGCAAAAAAUCACUACGGAUGAAAAAGUCAGCGAGGAAUCGCGGAAAUAUUCAAAUGCCUUGGCGCGAUUAGAGCGUGAAAACGAAGAAAAAUUGGAAAGACUUCAACACAAACUGAAUGAAGCUGAAGAGGAAAUUACUCAGUUAAAACAAGUUGAUCCGAUGAUAAAACGCGAACUGGAAGCAUGUCUUGAGGAAAAACGCCUGCUAGAAGAGAAAAUAGAAACCCUUGAGUUUAAAUUACAAGAAAAGGAACGAACUAUUGAAGAACUCGAUGAAAGAAAUCGAUCGGAAAAAUCGAAAUUUCAACAGGAACGUAAACAACAUACACAGGUGGUCGUAGAGUUACAGAGCCGCAUCGAUGAAUUGAAAAGUUUCAAAAAAGACGCCGAAUCAAGAUUACCUGAUUUUGUAAACGUUGCAGCUGAAAAAGGCGACCUUGAAGAUCAACUUAGAGCCCUUCAAAAGGAAAACGCCAAUUUGUUACAAAGCAGGGAGGAGUUAAAAGUUCAGUUAAUCCAGCAAGGAAAAUGUCUUCUCGAGAAGAACACAUCUUUGGCUGAUGAGUUAUUCUCCGCUGACAAGGAGGAUGUACUGAAGGCUCUCAGGGAUCAAGAGACAUUGAAUCACAGACUUAGAGCGUAUACAGACAGUAUCCUGAUGAUGAUCAUGGAGUAUCACCCCGAGUUACUGGAAAAGUAAUUCGUGAUGAUGAAAUUAUAAAGUUUUUUCAAGUUAUAGUCUAGAUAACAUUUAAUUUUAUACUCUGUAUAUAGCGAUACGAUUUUUUAACACAAUGUAGCUGACAUUUUCGAGAUUUUAGAAAAGAUAAAGACUAAUAAUGAAUGGCUCGCGUAUUGAAUUAAAAUGAAUGGUAACUGUACAAUAUUGAAUUAAUCAUGCAACCAAUUCAAGAAGAAAUUUCUAUAUCUGUUCAUUUAAUAUUAUAAAAUAAAAACAACAAAA
Messenger RNA from Xenia sp. Carnegie-2017, 1875 nucleotides. Its product is annotated as rab11 family-interacting protein 4-like. Gene Ontology annotation, cellular component: cleavage furrow; recycling endosome membrane; midbody. The transcript has 13 exons. Gene Ontology annotation, biological process: regulation of cytokinesis; endocytic recycling. The record is from RefSeq and is a predicted model, not a curated record. Lineage: Eukaryota; Metazoa; Cnidaria; Anthozoa; Malacalcyonacea; Xeniidae.